CUCACUGAAGAUGAUAGUUUUUUGUUUGUAGUCCUUUGCUCCGUUUAACGGCAAUGGCUUCCUCACUCUGUGCGUUCCCUCUCGUUGAUCGUACUUUUCUCAAAAACCCCUCUUCAUCUUCUUCUUCUUCGCGCUUUUCGUCUUCGAAUUUCGCUCUGAGAGCAAGAGCCGCUGCAAAAGAGGUUCACUUUAACCGUGAUGGCUCUGUCACCAAGAAGCUUCAGGCAGGUGCAGAUAUGGUGGCGAAGUUAUUGGGCGUGACAUUGGGUCCAAAGGGACGAAACGUGGUGUUGCAGAACAAGUACGGACCUCCUAGGAUCGUCAAUGACGGUGAAACUGUUCUCAAAGAGAUUGAAUUGGAGGACCCGUUAGAGAAUGUUGGAGUGAAGCUUGUGAGACAAGCAGGCGCUAAGACUAAUGACCUUGCGGGUGAUGGUUCUACUACAUCUAUAGUGCUUGCUCAUGGCCUUAUCACUGAAGGUAUUAAGGUGGUUUCUGCUGGAACUAAUCCCAUUCAAGUUGCCCGGGGUAUUGAGUUAACCGCAAAAGCUCUUGUUUUAGAGCUCAAGUCAAUGUCAAGAGAGAUUGAGGAUCAUGAGCUUGCUGAUGUUGCAGCGGUUAGUGCCGGAAACGACUACGAAGUGGGAAACAUGAUUGCGGAUGCUUUUCAACAUGUCGGAAGGUCUGGUGUAGUAACGAUAGAAAAAGGCAAAUACCUCGUGAACAAUCUUCAGGUUGUGGAAGGAAUGCAGUUUAAUCGUGGCUAUUUAUCUCCUUACUUUGUCACUGAUCGAAGGAAGAGAGAAGUUGAAUUCCAUGAUUGCAAGCUGCUCUUGGUUGAUAAGAAGAUAACAAAUCCAAAGGAUAUGUUCAAGAUAUUGGAUUCUGCUGUUAAAGAAGACUAUCCAGUUCUUAUAGUUGCCGAGGAGAUAGAGCAAGACGCUCUUGCUCCGGUGAUCAGGAACAAACUGAAAGGUAACCUGAAGGCGGCGGCUAUUAAAGCUCCCUCCUUUGGUGAGCGCAAGAGCCACUGCUUGGAUGAUCUUGCAAUCUUAACUGGAGCUACUGUGAUCAGAGAUGAGAUGGGGCUGAGCUUAGAGAAGGCUGGAAAAGAGGUCUUAGGAACAGCAAAAAGGGUUCUUGUAACUAAGGACUCAACACUGAUUGUUACUAAUGGCAACACCCAGAAAGCAGUUGAGGAAAGGGUUUCUCAGAUUAAAAAACUCGUCCAGAACACCGAGGAAAGAUUUCAGAAGAAGAUCCUCAAUGAAAGAAUAGCCAGAUUAUCCGGUGGAAUUGCUAUUAUCCAGGUAGGUGCACAGACGCAAGUUGAGUUGAAAGAUAAACAGCUAAAGGUUGAAGAUGCCCUGAAUGCAACCAAGUCAGCAAUUGAAGAAGGGAUUGUAGUUGGUGGUGGUUGCGCCCUCUUGCGACUGGCUACAAAAGUGAACAGAAUCAAAGAGACUCUCGACAACACAGAACAGAAGAUUGGAGCUGAAAUAUUCAAGAAAGCAUUAAGCUACCCAAUAAGACUUAUAGCCAAAAACGCAGGCACAAAUGGCAAUAUCGUCAUAGAAAAGGUCUUGUUGAACGAUAACAUGAUGUACGGAUACAAUGCUGCAAAGAAUCAAUACGAAGAUCUGAUGUUGGCUGGUAUUAUCGAUCCAACCAAGGUUGUGAGAUGUUGCCUGGAACACGCUGCGUCAGUGGCUAAAACGUUUCUGACAGCAGAUGCUGUUGUAGUUGAGAUCAAAGAAAUCAAACCCAGACCAAUCAUUAAUCCACCAAUGCCUACUUCUCCUCCAGCUGCAUCCUCCAUGUUCCCUGACAGAAACUUGCCAAAAUUUCCUCAAAUUAUGCCCAGAACUCGAAGGCACUUUCCGAGGAAGUAGGAAACAGUCGUAGAAAAACUGUCUACUUUAGUGAUAACAUGAGAAAGUCGCAUUUUUAUGUACAUUUCGAAAACAAUACUCAACGUGUCUGUAUCUAUAUAUAUAUAUGUCUGUGUAAUAUAUUAUCACACGAGGGUUUCUAAAAUUGCGCUAAGUGUCAUAAGCUCUGGUCAUGUCGUAAACGUGUCAAAGCGAGCGAGGUUUCACUUCUUCUGCGAAUCAUUUCUAAUUAUCCACGAUUUCCAAAUUUUAUUGUAGCUGAGAAAUCACGAGAAAUAAUCUGAGAGAGAAUGAUGGGGAUAAGCGUGCAGACGGCGAUGGAUCUUAUCGUCGCCGGAAUCUCUCUGAUGGUCGGAUUAGGGUUCUUCGCUCUCAUCGCUUCCAUACUCUGCUCCGUCGCCUUCUUCCACCAUGCUAAAGCUACAAAUUGACCAUCGAAUCAAUUCUCUGCAUCUUCAGUACAGAGAAUUGAAGAUUGAGGGAGACGAAGAACGAAGCUUCUCACUGCUUUUUCAGCUUAUAUGACAAGUGUAGUUACAGAGACAUUGUAUCAUCUGUGAAUUUACGAAAGAAGAUUAUAUAAUUUUGAAUUUUAAUAGAAAAAAGUUUCCUCAUCUCUUGUUUCUCUGUUUGCGUAUAAAAACCAUUCCUCGGAUCCCAUCCGGGUCGGAGACGAACCCGAGCGGGCGGUAAAACCCGAGAACUCGGGGCUCCGAAUACAGAGCAAUGUUACAGAUCCCUUUCACCUGCAAAUCCUCAAUCAGCCGCUCCAUCACCGCCUUCCCGAGCCCUAAGCUCUGGAACGACGGAUCAACCACCACGUCCCAUAUGAUUGCGUUGAAAACGCCGUCUCCCGUCGCCCUUGCAAACGCCACCGGCCGCCGCGUUUUCUCGUACUCCACCCACAGCAUCGCGUCAGUGUGCUGCAGCGCCACCUCGAUCUUCGCCGUGUCCCGCCGUGGGAACCCCACCGCUACGAAGACCGAAUUCAGCUGAUCUAGGUUCAGUCCCUCCGCUGUACGACGGAGACGAAAGCCUCUCGACUCGAGAUCCUCGUCGGUGAUCGAGUAGCUCGGCGGCUGUCGCUGCAUCGCCGCGGGAAACGCCGCUUGCGAUGGCUGUGCGGCUGCGUUUUGUGGGUUUAAGGUGGACCUCAACCGGAGAGAAGCCGGAGGAGUGGAGAUUGUGCCGCCGAGAAGCAUGGUAUCCACUAACUCUUGUCAAAUUAUCGAUUUUUUUGCUCGUUUUCAUGAAACCAGACAAAAAAAUUAUUUGAAGGGAUAAAGAGUGUUGAGUUGUGUGUGGCUGUGGAUAACUGAGAAACUCUCUGCUUUUACUUUUUUGUCUGUUUCGAGUAAAUAAAAAUAACAUCGGAUUAAAAGCAGUACGAAGAAACUCGUGGUUGUCGGAGACCAUUGUCGUUAGGGUCUUUGAGAGUCAAAGAGAUACUGGUUUGGCGGGGGAUAUAGUUAGUGGCUUGAAAAGAAGUCAGAAAUGAAGAUAACAAAUCCUUUAUUACUUAUCUUUCUUGGGUUCAGCUUCAGUGUUCUUGCUCUUUGUGAUUGUUCUGGAAUGAUAAUUACUACUUACUAUGGUUGAUCAUUGGGUGAUGAGAAGAAGCAGUUUCAUGAUUGUUCUUGCAUGCUUGGGCCGUUUUUGCGUUUAACAAUUUACAAGUGACCAAAACUAGAAAGAUAUAGUGGCAUAAUUGCUAGUCAGACUCUGAUGCAUUACAUCAUGUUCUAACUCAUGAACGUUCAAAUCUUUUGUGCCUUUGUAAUAACUUUUUUCUGUUGGAGAAUCCCAUAAAUAUAGCGAGCAUAAAGUUUUUUCAAUUGAGAUUCUGAGGCUGAAGGUGGUUGCAUAAUGGUACGGAGAAAUGAAACGGUUUAUAGUUUGUCAUUUUUUUUUUGUCUUUCCAGGUCUUAUGAUGCUUUGGUGAUUUUCAAAAUUUUGUUAAACUUUUCAAGUGGUCAGAGCUAUAUUUAUGCAACAGAGAGAGGCUAGGACUAAAAUUGUCUCUAUCCUCAAGAAUUUGUUUCUGAAUCAUUGUAACUCUGUGUUUGGGUGAAGUUGGGCAUGCUCUUAGUUCGAUGUGCUGGUUGGAUUUCAUAUAGCUUCCCUUGUGAUCCAAGAAACCUCAAUAUCAUUAGUUAUUGACUCAGUUUUUUGAAGACUUUUAAUACAUUUUUUUUAUAAGUUUUGUUUUAUAAUUGACCAAAAUAAAAGUUUUGUUUUGUUAUAAUACUGUUAGGCCUAGGUACUGUUUCGCAAGGCAAUAACUGAUUGGUAGUUGCUUGUUGUACCAAGACACUGUUGUGUUCUCUUUUGGUUGUCCAAUGGUGUCAUUGUCAACUAGGAGUGGAACGUGCACAUGCUAUUGUUGACACAAAUGCUUGGUUCUUCGCCUUUGCUCGUUGAGCUAGUAUGGUCCUUCAAUCUUCCUGAAGGUUGGGACGGCCUAUCUUUCAUUUUCAUCUAUCUGUUUAUUGCUCCUACGUGCAUUAUGAUGGACUGGAGAUUAUACAAAGUCGAAAGCGACCUGAGAAUAACAUCAACUGGAACAGUUUCAUUUCGGAUCUUUUCUAAUAACCCCUUUCCUGAUAUGCAAAAUCAUGUGAAGCUCUUGAAAGUAGCAGGGGACUUUUUGUUCGCAAGCAAAGCUCUGCUGUUAGCUACUUGGGCCACACAUCAUAGAAACAAUACUGAUCAGGAUAUGCUCUGAUUAGUGAAGAACAGGGUACAUGUAAUAUAACAGGAUUCCAACGGAGAACCGUGCAGACAAGUUAUUUGGGACAGCAUCUACAAAAAGAAAACAAUGUGCAACUACCUACACAUGGCUUAUUAAAGGCAAACAACAGGAUUGGUGAGAGACUGAAACAUCUCUCUUCUUCAUUACAGGAUUUGGAUUCACAUCUUCUUCUCUCAUUCGUCAUAGAGUAUUAUUUGGUUUUGCCUACCUUGCCUUUACUCUGGACACGACUAGCUGAACUUGUUCUUGUCUUAGCUUUGAGCUCUGAUUUUUCUCCUUCGUUGCUUAUUGCUUUCUCUCUGUGUUGGCGUUUCUCAAGGGAGACUUGUUUAGAACCAUUCUUCUUAGCUGCAUGUUUCUUUGGAAGGUGGUUGCUAGGACCCGAGGAUGCAUCAGAAGCCAUCGAAUCAUCACUCUCCUCGUCACCGCCAUCAUCAGCCUCUUUCGCCUUUGAAUCACCAUCGAUGUCACCAUCAUCAUCCUCAUCAUCAACAACAAUAGAAGAAUGGUCAUUUCCAUGGAAGGCGUCUUCUAUGUACAUAGUCCACCCUGACUCACAACUGCUGUAUUCCUCCUCCUCAGAGCCUCCAUGGUUCCUCGGAGACUCCAUGGCCCUUUUUUUGUCUGAAUCCACUUCACCAGUUUACUCUCUGAUAUAGGCUCUGUGUCUCUGUCUCUCUUAGGCUUUGCUCAUCCAUCAUCAAUAAAUAUAAUUUUGUUUUUUUGUUUUUUGGUUUGAAGUAUCAGGAAAAGCCGGAGCCUAUAAGAAGCCUCAUAUAAUUGAAGAGCAGGAGUAAGUUUCACCACAUGGCAACCCUAGCACCAUUGUUUUCACUCAAUUGAAGCACUACCAGACAAAGCCAUUGCAGAUAUAUAUCAAGGAAGGAAGAGUCAGGGACACAUCAAACCCCACAAAACAAGAAUCAUCCUUCUCUGAGCUUUUACUGGUCAUUAGUGAUGUGCUAUCUUAAAUAUUAAAGAUCAGCUUUUGAGUUGGAAAAUCAGAAGAGACCCACUUCAACAAACAAGAUGGAAUAAAAGAGGCAUUUACUUAAUUAGGUUAAGAGCUGUUCCUCUUCCUCAUUCCUUUAAUACUCUUCUUCCUCCUCCAAUCCUCUUACUCUCUUUAAAAACUGUUGCAGCCUUUUCUUCCUCUCUCAAUUGUAUUCAAAGGUAAAACCCAACUGGAUUUUCUUUGUCAUUUUAUUUUUCGUUAGGAUAAGGACAAAACAAAACGAGUAUAACAACUGUCACACACACAAAAAUUUAAAGACAGAAAAUAAAAGCAUAAUACGUAUAAUGUUUGAAUAUAAACUGUCUUCAUUGCGUUUCCUGUUUCUCUGGCGUCACCCUAAGUUGUUCUUCAAUGGAGACAGCUAGCAAAUUCAAGUGUGUAUAAGAGAGUCAAUGUUACAAAAGGGUUGUUUGUUUUGACUUUUGACUCAUCUUUGAGUAAUGUAAACAAAGAUAAUUAUUAAGGUAAGACAUUUUGAUUUCAUUUAAGUAAAGAAAACGAUUCUGAAAGGGGUGGUACUAAAGUGGGUCUCACGAAUUUGGAGAGAUGUGUGUGUUAGGAUUUAUUAGAGUUUGUACAAAUCGUUAAUGGCUAAGAAAUGGAGUUGGAGUCAUUGGAUUUUAUCAUGUGGGUCUCUUUCUAUGGAUUGCCCUACGUGUGUGUGUGUGACUAUGGAAUGUCAUUGUACGUCACUAUUAUUGUCACCGUUUCAUUUAUUUGUGGGUUUUAGAUUUUGAUAAGUCACAGAUUUGAAAGCAUCUUCAGACGCUGGCUUGACCUAAUUUAUAACUUUGGUUGGCAAGUCGGUGAGAAAACAGCACGGGACUUGUGUUGCCUCCUAAACCAAUUGGUGACAAAAUGUUUGCGGUUUUAUAAACUUUUGUUAUAAGACCGUAAAAAGGUUCAUUUUGUUGUUGGUAAUUUUUAUGAAUACGAUUGGUUGAAUAAAAUCACAAAUCUUGGUGGUUUCUAAAAGGCUUAAAGAAGGCCAUGUGUCCUUUAGCACCAAAAUCUUAUAAUGCCUGCCCCUCUCACUCAAAUUAAUUGUUUCUUGUUGUACUUUGGUUGUUUGUUUACUUUGGCUUUUACAUGAUUAUUACAUCUAAUGUGUAAUUUCUAUCUUAAUCAUAUUCUAUACAAAACGCAAAUGCUAAGCGUAAACAUAAAGUUAUCUUCUCUGUUUUGAGCAUUUACGUACUUAUGUGAAUCUUUGUAAAAUGUUAUUUCGACACGUAAAUGUAAACACAGAGAAAUCAGCUUACCUCACUCAUAUAUCUCUCCUUUGACAACUUUUUUUUUUUUUUUUUUUCAUUUGAAUUGACUGAUUUUUCUUAUGGUCAUUUAUCAAUAUCAUAUCGGAUAAAACUAAAACAUCUAACCAUUCCAUUAGAUUUUUCUGUGUCUAGACUCUUAACUUUUUCCUAAUCAUUAUGGUUUUUCAAAGUUAAACACGAUUAGGGUAAUUAAACUUAUUCUGACAUAUGCUCUUUAUCCUCAGCCACAUCAUUCAUUUUACAAACAAAAACCACUCUUAUUAUAAGUCUCUAGACAAAUCUAUAGGAAGUUACAAACUCUUAAUCCUAGAUUAAAGUUUAAUUAGAUUGACGAAUAUUCUACUAUGGCUCUAAAUGUGACGUCACAAAUUACCAAACUUGGUGGGUUUAAUGUAAAAACAUUCAAAAAGAGGUUUUAGUAGGAGAAAAGAGAAGCUGUCUGCUCCCUCAUGACGAAAUCAUUUUUGUAAAUUUGUUUGUAAUAAUCACAAUCCGACAUUCUUUGUUUACGUAUUUGUACCUUCUCUCACAGCUGUACCCAUUUUCACCAACCAACUCAAUCUUUCCUUUCUUCUUUCUUUUUUUAUUUAUUAAUUACUCACUUCCAAUAUCCAAGAAACAAAACAGUUUUAUUUCACCAACUCUGUAUAAAAUAAUCAGUCUCGGGACAAAUAAGCUCUCAGAGACAUGUACCAAGAAUUGCAUAAAGAAGUCAAAUUGAGAGAAUUGAAGCGAGUGGAGUUAAACCGAAGUCGGUUCAACGGUUUAUUGGGUUUAUGAUGGUUGGAAACAGAGUUGAUCCCGGUUUUGCUCUUCUUUUGUGAUGUCUGACUUGGAGAAUCACGUAAUAGCCUUUCUUAAUCUAUUUCUCUUGCAAAAGUAAAGUUAAGUGCGAUACUCUCUCCUUUAUUCCCUCAUUGAGUUGACUUCGACGAAGACGAAGAACAAGAAGUGAUCAAACAUAAUAAUAAUGUUACAGAAUAGAGUCUAGUGGAUUCUUCUCUCUUUUUUUGCAGGAUCUCCACUAGAUGGAUCUGAAACUCUUGAAUUUGGAUUGGGAUCAAGAAUCUUACCCAACUUCUUCUGAUUUUUGGAUCCUCAUCUUCUUUGCUCCUUUCUUUCUUUUUCUUCGCUUAUUUCUCGACAGAUCCAUAUUCGAGAGAGUCGCUAGAAGGGUGAUAUUCCCUAGAGGACACUGUGCCGAUUCAAACGAGAGAAGAAAGAAGAUAGUGAAAUUCAAAGAAUCAGCUUGGAAAUGUCUAUGCUCUCUCUCCACCGAAGCACUUGCUCUCCACGUAACUUAUCAGGAGCCAUGGUUUAAAAACACAAGAUGCUUCUGGUUAGGACCAGGAGACCAGAUAUGGCCUGAUCAAAAGAUCAAGUUGAAAAUGAAGGGAAUGUAUAUGUUUGUCGGCGGGUUGAAUGUAUAUUCAUUUUUCGCUUUGUUCUUUUGGGAAACAAGACGGUCUGAUUUCAAAGUCAUGUUAGUUCAUCACAUUGUAACAUCCUUCCUCAUCAUCUUGUCUUACAUCUUCAGAUUUGCACGUUUAGGUUCUGUAAUAUUGUCUCUUCAUGAAAUCAGCGACGUGUUUCUAGAGAUAGGAAAGAUGUGCAAAUACAGCGGAGCCGAAGCAAUGACUAGCGCCUCUUUCGUCCUGUUCUUCUUGUCGUGGACCGCUUUGCGACUCAUCUAUUACCCUCUCUGGAUUCUAUGGAGCACCAGCUACGAAUCAAUAAAAGUGAAAUUGGAAUGGGACAAGAAGCAUUUGAAGGAAAAUGGAGUACCUCCUAUAGUGAUGGUUUACUAUGUCUUCAACACACUUCUCUAUUGCUUACAGAUUCUUCACAUCUACUGGUGGGUCUUGAUAUGUCGUGUGCUCGUCAGCCAAAUUUUUGCCAAAGGCAAAAUCUCUAGAGACGUCCGUUCUGAUUCUGAAGGAGAAGAUGAUGAUGAACACCAAGAUUGAUUGUCUUGUUACAGAUUAAACAGUGAGCGUCCAUUUGGCAACGAUUCAGAGCUACUAACCAAGCAUUGAAUCGCUAUAUAAUAAUACUGAAUGAGCCAAAACGUGAGGUGUCUUACCUCUGUGUUGCGGGGAGAGAUCCAACUGGCAGCAUAGAAGCAGCUUCGUUUGAGAUCUGGUACGUUGGUCAAGAAAUGCAUAUAAGAAUUUCUGUUUUUCCACAUACGUCGGAUCAUAUUUUUUCAUGUUUUUAGCCUUUAUCUAAUUGGUCACGUCACUUGUUUAUCAAAACAUUAAGUUUCUUUGUGUGCUUUAGAAGAAUUUUCGUACAUACUUUUGCUAAGUGAAUAAAGUAAAGUUGACUUUCUUUUAGAUUUUGUUGUUUUUGUUUUUGGCAGUCCCUCGUCUUCGUUUUGUUUCUUGCUAGUCAACCAACUAUCAGUUUCGUUUCUAUCUAUCAGCUUCGGCUUUUUGACGUAAAUGUUAAGCUAAACUGUAACAGAAUUUUUAACAAAGGAGAAUGAAUCAAACCAUAAUUUGAAAACUAAACCCAACCGAACCCGGUUAAGAAGAAAGCCCAAUUAAGCCCAAACUACUUCUUGGACUUGCGGCUGGCACCGCAGAUGGAAUAUAUACACACACAACACAACAAACAAACUGUACAACUUGGGAAACAAUGAGAUUCUAGGAUUUGAAAUAACUUUCUCAAAAACAAAUAAUGUAUAGUCUUUUCUUGGAGAUUAUUGUUUAGUUUUCAUAUAACAAUCAUUGUUGAAUAAAUUUAUAUACACAUGUUUAGGCCCCCUAUAAAGGCAUGAGCCGCUCUUUUUUUUCUUCAUAAUCAGAGAAAUGCCGAAAGGGUAGUCGUAAAAUGUAUCUAUGUCUGUCCUUUUUAAUCAUAUGUUUCACUUUAUAGUAUUUAUUUUGUUUUGUUUUAUUGCCUUUUGCCUCACCU
Molecule: messenger RNA, 9852 nt
Organism: Thlaspi arvense
Lineage: Eukaryota; Viridiplantae; Streptophyta; Magnoliopsida; Brassicales; Brassicaceae
Source: the annotation of a GenBank genome assembly